This is a messenger RNA of Ictalurus punctatus (channel catfish), 5672 nucleotides long. RefSeq names its product G protein signaling modulator 2 (gene gpsm2). Lineage: Eukaryota; Metazoa; Chordata; Actinopteri; Siluriformes; Ictaluridae. The record is from RefSeq and is a predicted model, not a curated record. The coding region runs from base 537 to 2516 and encodes 659 amino acids. The transcript has 15 exons. Gene Ontology annotation, molecular function: protein binding; GTPase regulator activity.
AAAUGUUAUUGGUCGACAGGCAGUAACGUGCGGCGGGGCUAUUUUUGAAUUAUUCUCUCUGUGAUUGGCUAUUGAGUCACCGGCGCCGUUUUCCGCUGUUAUGUGACUUUUGGGGUACAUCGAUGAAAACGUAACAUUUGAAAAAAUAAGUAGUUGAAGAAGUUCAUAGUUACUCUCAUAUUUCGUUUUUAGUGGGUUUCACUGAAAUUUAGUUUAGAGAAGAAUUAUACCUUCGUGGGAACCACCACCCAGAGCGAUCCAGAAGAUUGCCCUGGAUAAACCCCUCACACACAUGCACACAUUUACACACAUCAAACCUAAUAGGAAACCAGCAUCUGUGACUGUACAUAUUGCAUGGAUUGGCUUCUGCUACAGAACUCUCAGAAGACUCAGACAUUGGAAACCAGAAGCUUUUUUGUUGGUGAACAGUUUUCAGCAGUUUGUGGACAUUUUUUUUUCUCCUUUGCUGGAAUUUUUGAUUGAUCUAUUUGGGAUCCCUUUGUUUAUUAUGCACUUCGUUGGCUAAAAGUGGCUCAAUGGCUAGAAUGGAGGGUGAGAAGAAUUCCCUUCCUCUUGUUUGCUACAGGAUGGAGGCCUCCUGUCUGGAGCUGGCUCUGGAGGGAGAGCGUCUGUGUAAAGAGGGUGAUUACAGUGCAGGGGUACCAUUCUUUGAAGCAGCAAUGCAGGUGGGGACAGAGGAUCUGUUGAUGCUGAGUGCCAUCUAUAGUCAGCUAGGCAAUGCCUACUUCCACCUGUGUGACUACACCAUGGCUCUGGAAUUCCACAACCAUGACCUAACUUUAACCAGGACAACAGGGGACCUGCUUGGUGAAGCCAAAGCCAGCGGCAACCUGGGGAACACAUUAAAGGUGUUGGGGCGUUUUGAUGAAGCAGUAAUUUUCUGCCAGAGGCAUCUGGACAUCUGCAUAGAUGUUGGGGAUAAGGUGGGACAAGCCAGAGCUCUAUAUAACUUUGGGAAUGUGUACCAUGCUAAAGGAAAGAGUGUCAGUUGCAAUGACUCAGAACCUGGAAAGUUCCCAAAGGAGGUCACCGCAGCACUUAAAAAAGCAGCAGAGUAUUACGAGGAGAAUUUGUGCAUUCUUAAGGAGCUGGGAGAUCGAGCGGCUCAAGGGCGUACCUAUGGAAACCUGGGAAACACUCAGUAUCUGCUCAGCAAUUUCUGCAAUGCUGUGGCUUCCCACCAACAGCGACUCCUCAUUGCAAAAGAAUUUGGUGAUCUGGCGGCUGAACGAAGGGCCUAUUGUAACCUAGGAAAUGCCUACAUUUUUCUGGGAGAGUUUGAGAAGGCUGCUGAGCAUUACAAGAGAGCUCUUCAGUUGGCAAGGCAGCUGAGGAAUCGGGCAGUGGAGGCUCAGGCAUGCUACAGCCUAGGCAACACCUACACUCUUCUGCAGGACUACAAGAGAGCUAUAGACUAUCACCUUAAACACCUCAUCAUUGCCCAGGACCUCAGUGACAGGGUUGGUGAAGGUCGUGCCUGCUGGAUUUUAGGUAAUGUCCACACAGUCCUCGGGAAUCAUGACCAGGCCAUGCACUUUGCAGAGAGACAUCUGGAAAUCUCUAACGAGACAGGUGACCGCUGUGGUGAGCUAACUGCUCGUAUGAAUGUGUCUGACCUCCAGACUGUCCUCGGCCUCAGUUACAGUACAAAUAAUCCUGUCUUGUCAGAGAACAAAGAGAUUGAUUAUAACCUGCAUGGAGCAAGACCCAGGAUGAGCAGACCCUACAGCAUGGAGAAUUUGGAGUUGAUGACGCUUACACCAGAAAAGCUCAAAUGUCAGAAGUGGGGCAAUGAGGUUCUAUGUACGCAGUCAAAGACCAAAUUCUCCUCCAAAUUCUUCUUCAUGAAUCGUCUGCGAAGGAAGAAGAACAGCUCCAUUAAAGUUUUUCAGGACACCAGCAACACUCUGAAGACCUCUCAGAAGCAGCCUGUUCAGAAAUGUGUGAGUGCGGAUAUGUUGGGUAACGGAAGCUUUCUUGACCAGCUGAGUCGUUUCCAAGGCAACAGAAUGGAUGACCAGCGCUGUUCUUUUCAAAAGCGGUUGGUCUGCCAGUCCAAUGCUGCCUCUAACCCCUCCUCCUUGUGUUCAUCCUUGCCCAAAAAUCUGAAAAAAUCUUUUUCAGAAUCUGCAUUAUCACCAGGCCAGGACACACUUCUAGGAGUCUUGGAUUCUGCUCAGAGCUGGAGGGUAGAGGAUCAGAGGGCCGUAGGAAGUGUGCCUGUCUUGUGGAAAUUCCUGACAAACCAGAACAGCAGCAGGCAGAUUGUCCUCAAUCAGCUCAUGGCCAACACUGACACCUCUGAACCUGAUGAUCACUUCUUUGACAUGCUGGUGAAGAGCCAGGGUUCUCGUUUAGAUGAACAGAGGUGUGCCCCUCCUCCUGCUCUGAUCCAUGGACCUACUAUCCCUGAUGAGGACUUCUUCAGUCUCAUUGUCCGCUCUCAAUCCAAAAGGAUGAAUGAACAAAGAGUCACAUUGCCAUCCAUGGACUGAACACUAUACACAUACACACACACACUGACCUCCAUUCCAUUGAGCAUGCAGAGGGGUGUGUGUACACAUGCAGCUAUAUAGGGUUUUGUUUUUUUAUUUGAUGCUUCCCAAUUUUUCUCCCCAAUUUGUCACCUGCCAAUUCCCACCUCCAAGCCAGCUCUCACCUAUCACACAACAACUACCAACCAGGUACAGUGAAGGCUAACACCUGCUUCGUCCGACACAUAAAGAUUGGUUAAUGUUGCUCUGAUGGACUAGAGUAUCCCAUCUAUCCCUCCCACCCAGAGAGCAUGGUCAGUUCUGCUCAUUGGGCUCCCAGCCAUGGAUGGUUAUAGUAUCAUAUGUAUUUGGGCUCACAAUCUGACGAUGAUGGGUGAAUACUUUUUUGUUGCACCAUCAUGAGCCCAGCCGUAGAUUUAAUAGUCAAAUUAUCCUUUGGUUUUCAGUUUCAUGCAUAUGGUCUAGGACAAAUUCUAGACAAAAUAGUAUGGAUGUGUUAAAUCACUGUUACAAACUUACACAAACCCUAACCCUGAUGCACACUACACUGCCCACAGUGAUAUUAGUGUUGAUCCUCCACGGACCACUCUGGAAUUCUGGAGAUACAUUUUGUUUACCACUAAAACUUCCACAACAUAUGGGAUUGUUGCAACUACACAGGCACAUUUUGGUAUUUGAUGUCAGACUCAACUCAUGGCAUUGUUAUUCUAAAUUGUAAAAAGAAAUGCUUAUAUUUCAAGACAGUGUUUUUAGUGUAUUUUUUAUUAGUAUAUGUAUGUUUUUAUUGAAUAUAAAAACACUGUGUAUACACAGGUGUAUCUUUUUACAGUUUUGUUUGUAUGGGUUUUUUAAGCAGUAGUUUUAAAUUAUUUGUACUGAAAGAGGAAUUAUUUCUCCAGGAAAGGUGCAGAGAUUCUAAUCAGCACAUUCAAUCAGCUUGCAAUUACUGCAUUGAUUAGUUGUCUCAUAAAUGGUUGGAACUGGGUGUUCGUGCAUGUUAAUGUGUACUUCUGGCAUUUCAGUUACUUAAAAAUAAAAAAGUAGCAUUAUGCUCACACUCUGGAUAUUACUUAAUUCAUUAGCAGCAAACAAGUUUUUAAUCACAUUAUUAAAUCUUUUUACAAAGGCCAUUUUUACCAUUAACUCUUUUUACCAAAGGCCCUAAAAAAGGGGUCCCAAAAUUUCUGCCAGUUUUAGGGUGCCCACUGUUCAGCAUUGAAUUUGUGCUGUCUUACUCCACAGUAGUGGUUAAUGGCUCAUAUGAUAGGAGACACUCGGGGCUAUAAGAUUUACCCUUGUUUUUACCUAGCCUACUAGGUUUAAAUGUCAUAAUUUUGUUGUGGCAGUUGUCCACAGUGUUUUACUGUGAAAAAAGCUUUAGUUGUGCUGUCUGUUUUAUCUGUGAACCAAUGUUAUUGUGGAGAAGUGUGAAUUGUUUUCCCAGCAGGGGGCUCACAACCCUCCCCUUUCCCAUCACCCUGCUCACUAGCAGCUAAACACAGAGGCAUGAUGCACUACACACAGAAACCAAACAGUGUCCUGACUAAUCUUAUAAAGUGGGGAAAAUAUGUAUUGAACGUGUCUUUUUUUUUUUCAGUAAAUAUAUUUAUAUACACAAGAAAAAAGUAUUGAACACAGUAACUGAAAUUUAUUUAAUACUUAGUGGAGAAGUCUUUGUUUGUAAUGACAGCUUCAAGACACUUCCUGUAUGAAGGAGGGGCGACGUGGCUCAGGUGGUAGAGUGGGUUGUCCACUAAUCGUAGGGCUGGCUGUUCGAUUCCCGGCCCAAAUGACUCCAUAUACCGAAGUGUCCUUGGGCAAGACACUGAACCCCAAGUUGCUCCGGAUGGCAAGUUAGCACCUUGCAUGACAGCUCUGCUACCAUUGGUGUGUGAGUGUGUUUGAAUGGGAGAAUGAGACAUUGUGUAAAGCCCUUUGGAUAAAAGUACUAUAUAAGUGCAGACCAUUUGCCAUGAAGAAAUUAAUUGGCCGCAGAAUUCAGGUGUGGUUUUGGCCCAUUCUUCUAAGCAUAUUGUCUUUAAAUCUUGUUGAAUUGGAUUCAAGCUAGGUGAUUAACUAGGCCAUUAUAACACCUUCAUUUUUUUUCUCUGAAAAAAUCUGCUGUCAUUUCUUGGUGGAUGGCAGCAGAUUCUUCUCAAGAAUCUCCCGGGAAAGGGCUCCAUUCAUUGUUCCUUCAAUUAUAUGAUGUCUGCCAGUACCAUGCGAUGAAAAACAGCCCCACACCAUGAUGCUUCCACCUCCAAACUACACUCUUGGUAUAGUGUUUUAAGGGUGAUGUGCAGUGCCAUUUCUUCUCCAAAUAUGGUGUGUUGUAUGACAGCCAAAAAUACACUCUCCCAAUAUUUCAUAGGAUUGUCCAAAUGAGUUGUAGCAAACUUUAAAUGAGCUUUGAAAUGCCUUUUCUUUAGUAAUGGAUUCUUGCAGGGUGAAAGUGCAUAGAGGCCAUGGUGGAGUGCAUUGCCUAUUAUUUUCUCUGUGACAAUGGUACCUGCUGCCUCCAAGUGUUCCUGGAGCUCUUCCCGAGUGGUCCUUGGCUCUUGGGCUACUUUUCUGACUAUUUUCCUGACUCCCUGGUCAGAAAUCUUAUGAGGAGCAGAAAUCUUGCAUGGCUGGCAGAGUGAUGUUGCUUCCACCUGCGGAUAAUGGCCCCAAUGGUGCUUACUGGAAGAUUCAUAAGCUUUGAAAUACGUCUGUAUCCGAUGCCAUCAAUAUGUUUUGCAACAAUAAGGUUACGAAGGUCUUGGGAGAGCUCUUUGCUUUUACCCAUCAUGAGAUGUUUCUUGUGUGACACCUUAGUAAGGAAAAGCCUUUUUAUAGACCAUCAAUGUACUAAACCAGCUGAUAUUAAUUUGCACAGAUAGGAGGUAUAAUUACUUACCGAUUUCAGUUGGUUCAUUGCCUUACCUUGCCUUGGAGAAAUGCUUUUUCUUAGCAUGUUCAAUAUUUUUUUCAUGUGUCAUUCCACUUUAUUACACAUAACUUUAUUUAUGGACUUUAAUGUUGUGAAUUCUUUAUAUGUGUGGAUUUCUUGAGUUAAUACUGAUGUCUGGUGAAAAUUUCAUGUGAAUAGUAUCACUGCAAAUAUGUUUACACGUUCAAUACUAAUUUUCAAUAAAAUUUGGCCCAUGGAUUGUG